Scylla paramamosain (green mud crab) is the source of this 1888-nucleotide messenger RNA. It is a transcript of the gene Aptx, whose product is annotated as aprataxin-like. Gene Ontology annotation, molecular function: single-stranded DNA binding; single-strand break-containing DNA binding; DNA 5'-adenosine monophosphate hydrolase activity. The coding region runs from base 115 to 645 and encodes 176 amino acids. Lineage: Eukaryota; Metazoa; Arthropoda; Malacostraca; Decapoda; Portunidae. Gene Ontology annotation, biological process: single strand break repair. The transcript is spliced from 4 exons. The record is from RefSeq and is a predicted model, not a curated record. Gene Ontology annotation, cellular component: nucleus.
UGAGCGGCAGGCGGACUGUGGCCUCUGUUGUACCCGAGAUACGGACUGAUUUGCUGGGGUCUGUUGCUUGGUGGACGGGCGGGUGUUCCUUGCCACGGCUCUCAGCGGCCCAGCAUGACACUCUCCCAUGUCACUCCCGCCAUGACUGAUACUCCAGCACUACAGGCCUUAGGACAGCGGGUGUUUGUGGUUGUUUUACUGAUAUCUGUAGCUCGCUAUCACUUUCUGGUGAUUCCUAAGAUUAAUGUGCCUAACCUGAAGGCACUGAAGAGGGAGCAAAGUGAGCUGUUGCGGUACAUGCAGGACCAAUGCCAUCUUCUGGCAUCUAAAUAUCCCCAUGUGGAGUUCAGGUAUGGGUACCACGCCAUCCCCAGCAUGUCCCAGCUACACCUGCACAUGAUCAGCCAAGACUUUGACUCCCCAUGCCUCAAAACCAAGCGACACUGGAACUCCUUCAACACCAAAUACUUCCUGGACAGUGAAGACGUGAUCCGGUGCCUGGAAGAGCGUGGCAUGGUGGUGACCAUGACCCCCAUCGCCGGUGAGAAGCUACUGGACCAACCCCUCAAGUGCCACAAGUGCAUUUAUUCCCCUCAGAACAUGCCCAAGCUGAAGCAGCACCUCUAUAAACACAUAAACAAUUGAGGCUGAAUGAACAUAGUGUGGAGCCUGAGGGACACUAGUGUGUGUGCUUCCUGAACCAUGGUUGCCAGUAUUCUAAGAAACAUUGGAAGCCUUAUGCAGUCAUUGCCUAUAAAUUAGUGGUACUCAUUAUAUACCUUUUGUGUUCUCUUGUUCAUGUAUUUAAGUUUCUAUUUAUUCUUGUUUUGUAUUUUCAUGUAACAUAAGCUACACUUUAUACAUAAGUUAAUGAAACUUUGUUAAUUCCCAUCCUUUCUACAGUCCACAGACUGAUUUGUUUGAACACUGAGGAAUAAGAGAGUAGAGUAGACAGAGUGAACUUAUUUUAGUCAUUAUCAACCAGUAUGGUCAUUGCAGAUCAGUGUACUUCCUCAUCAGAGGCUAAGAUGUGCAAGAAUGCUUGUGAAUAUGAUCGUGUGUGUCUGUAUGCCUUGUCUUGGCAAACCCUCUUUGUGAGUGAUGGCAGAAUUUUAUAUAUAUAUAUAUAUAUAUAUAUAUAUAUAUAUAUAUAUAUAUAUAUAUAUAUAUAUAUAUAUAUAUAUAUAUAUAGUGAAAAUACUAUUAGAUGGAAUGAAUGUAAAUAACACCAUUAAUCAAAUUUGGUGGGUCAAGUUGCAAGUGUGACAGAGGAAGCUAGAUAAAAAGGUCAAAUAAGUGAUAAGACAAUUAUUUUUGAACUGCUGGAUGCUGGUUUAUUUAUAGAAAUGAUGAGACUAUCUGAUUACACACUGUAAGACAUUGGGCCAGUGUUGGAAUUGAUGCAUCUUUUUAUAAACUGGUUUUCUACACGUUUCUUUCAUUACAAAUAGAUUUCUUUUACUCUUAAGUUUUGAUGCAAUGGUGUUUGCUACAAGAUAUGCAGUUAGAUGAUAAGAGGAACAGAACUAAACAGUACAGUAUUAAGGUAACCUUGCAGUGCCAUACUGUGUACAGCUGCAGGUUAUGUUUGCCCCAUCAGCACAAAUACAUUAUAUAUGACGAUAGUUCCUAUAAAGCUAAUUUAUCAUCACAUCCACAUUAGUAAUUUAGAUACUUUGUGAAUUUAUAGUGUAGACAGGUAAGGCAAAUUAAAAUUUGUGUUGCAGAGUACAUGCAGUCCAGUUGAUGGAUUGAGAGGAAACAAAAACCUGGUUCCUCUAUUAUUUUGUUAUGCAUAAUUUAAUAUUGUUACACCUGAACAAUCAAAUAUUUUCCCAGUUUUGUUACUGUAUAUACAAGUGAAAUAUACAUGACUUACAAGGCAUCA